GAUGCCGGCCACCCAGAAGCCGAUGCGGUACGGACACACGGAGGGACACACGGACGUCUGUUUUGACGAUUCUGGGAGUUUUAUUGUGACUUGUGGAAGUGAUGGUGAUGUGAGGAUUUGGGAAGACUUGGACGAUGAUGAUCCUAAGUUCAUUAAUGUUGGAGAAAAGGCAUAUUCAUGUGCUUUGAAGAAUGGAAAAUUGGUCACAGCAGUUUCUAAUAAUACUAUUCAAGUCCACACAUUUCCUGAAGGAGUUCCAGAUGGUAUAUUGACUCGCUUCACUACAAAUGCAAACCAUGUGGUCUUUAAUGGGGAUGGUACUAAGAUUGCUGCUGGAUCUAGUGAUUUUCUAGUCAAAAUUGUGGAUGUGAUGGAUAGCAGCCAACAGAAAGCAUUUCGAGGACAUGAUGCCCCGGUUUUAAGUCUUUCUUUUGAUCCUGAGGAUGUCUUUCUGGCAUCUGCUAGUUGUGAUGGAUCUGUCAGAGUGUGGCAAAUUUCAGAUCAGACAUGUGCAAUUAGUUGGCCACUGCUACAAAAAUGCAACGAUGUAAUAAAUGCAAAAUCAAUUUGCAGACUUGCCUGGCAGCCAAAAAAUGGAAAGUUACUGGCUAUUCCUGUGGAAAAAUCUGUUAAGCUAUAUAAGAGAGAAACUUGGAGCCAUCAGUUUGACCUUUCAGAUAAUUUCAUCUCUCAGACCCUGAAUAUAGUAACCUGGUCUCCCUGUGGGCAAUAUUUAGCUGCAGGUAGUGUUAAUGGUUUAAUUGUAGUUUGGAAUGUGAAAACCAAAGACUGCAUGGAAAGGGUGAAACAUGAGAAAGGUUAUGCAAUCUGUGGUCUGGCAUGGCAUCCUACUCGUGGUCAAAUAUCUUACACUGAUGCAGAAGGAAAUUUGGGGCUUCUGGAGAAUGUGUGUGACCCCAUUAGAAGAACAUCAAACAGUAAGAUAUCUAACAGAGUGGAAAAGGAUUACAAUGACCUUUUUGAUGGAGAUGAUACAAGUAAUGCUGGUGAUUUUCUAAAUGACAAUGCAGUUGAGAUUCCCUCUUUUUCAAAAGGAUUUAUAAACGAUGAUGAGGAUGAUGAUGACCUCAUGAUGGCUUCAGGUCAUCCUAGACAGCGAAGUCACAUCCUAGAAGAUGAUGAAAACUCAGUUGAUGUUACAAUGCUAAAAACUGGUUCUGCUCUUCUCAAAGAGGAAGAGGAAGAUGAUCAGGAAGGCACCAUUCACAACCUACCACUUGUAACAUCCCAAAGACCCUUUUGUAAUGGGCCCAUGCCAACUCCCCAGCAAAAGCCAUUUCAGUCAGGUUCUACACCCUUGCGUCUUACUCACAGAUUCAUGGUGUGGAACUCUAUUGGAAUUAUUCGCUGCUAUAAUGAUGAGCAAGACAGUGCUGUUGAUGUGGAGUUCCACGACACCUCCAUGCACCAUGCAACACACUUGGCAAACACUUGGAAUUACACCAUAGCAGAUCUUUCCCACGAAGCUAUUUUGUUGGCAUGUGAAAGCACUGAUGAACUAGCAAGCAAGCUUCAUUGCCUGCACUUCAGUUCUUGGGAUUCAAGCAAAGAGUGGGUAAUAGACAUGCCUCAGAGUGAGGAUAUCGAGGCCAUAUGUCUUGGUCAAGGUUGGGCUGCUGCUGCCACUAGUGCCUUGCUCCUUCGAUUGUUUACUAUCGGGGGUGUCCAGAAAGAGGUCUUCAGCCUUCCUGGGCCAGUGGUGUCAGUGACCGGACAUGGAGAGCAACUUUUCAUUGUUUAUCACAGAGGUACAGGAUUUGAUGGGGAUCAGUGCCUUGGAGUUCAACUGCUAGAGCUGGGAAAAAAGAAAAAACAAAUUUUGCAUGGUGACCCUCUUCCUCUUACCAGGAAAUCCUAUCUUGCAUGGAUUGGAUUUUCAGCUGAAGGUACCCCCUGUUACGUGGAUUCAGAAGGCAUUGUUCGAAUGCUUAACAGAGGGCUUGGUAAUACAUGGACUCCCAUAUGUAACACAAGAGAGCACUGCAAAGGAAAAUCUGAUCAUUACUGGGUGGUUGGUAUCCAUGAAAAUCCGCAGCAGCUAAGAUGCAUUCCUUGUAAAGGUUCUCGGUUUCCUCCCACCCUCCCACGCCCUGCUGUAGCCGUGUUAUCCUUUAAGCUUCCUUACUGUCAGAUUGCAACAGAGAAAGGACAAAUGGAGGAGCAGUUUUGGCGAUCAGUUAUGUUUCACAACCACCUUGAUUACUUAGCUAAACAUGGUUAUGAAUAUGAAGAGAGCAUUAAAAAUCAAGCAAUAAAAGAGCAACAGGAACUUUUAAUGAAAAUGCUUGCGCUUUCUUGUAAACUGGAGCGGGAAUUCCGUUGUGUGGAACUUGCUGGUUUAAUGACUCAAAAUGCUGUGAAUUUAGCUAUUAAAUAUGCUUCUCGCUCUCGGAAAUUAAUAUUGGCUCAAAGACUUAGUGAAUUGGCUGUAGAGAAGGCAACUGAAUUGACAGCAUCCCAGGUGCGAGAGGAAGAAGAAGAACAAGAUUUCAGAAAAAAGCUGAAUGCUGGGUACAGUAAGACUGCUACAGAGUGGAGCAGACCAAGGCUUAGAAAUCAAGUUGAAGAAGAUGCCGAGGACAGUGGAGAAGCUGAUGAUGUGGAAGAAAAACCAGAAGUGCACGAUCAUGGACAGAACUCAUUUUCCAAAAGUGCAAAUUCCUCUGAGGUUUCAGCUAAGUCAGGUGCAGUUGCCUUUAGCAGCCAAGGACGAGUAAAUCCCUUCAAGGUAUCAGCCAACUCCAAAGAACCAGCCAUGUCAAUGAAUUCAGCACGUUCAACUAAUAUUUUAGACAAUAUGAGCAAAUCAUCCAAGAAACCCACUGCACUUACUCGAACUACAAAUAAUGAAAGAUCUCCAGUUAUAAAGCCUCUGAUUCCAAAGCCAAAGUCUAAGCAGGCAUCUGCAGCAUCCUAUUUCCAGAAAAGAACUUCUCAAGCGGAUAAGACUGAGGAAGCAAAAGAUGAAAACCCUCAAAACUCAUUAUCUGAAAUUCCAAAAGUGGCAGAAGAAAAUCCUGAAAAUGUGUCUUCUGAAACCCCAACUAUGUGUCCCCAAAGCACUGAAAACCAAAGGCCAAAGACUGGGUUCCAGAUGUGGCUAGAAGAAAACAGAAGUAAUAUUUUGUCUGACAAUCCUGACCUUUCAGAUGCAGCAGACAUAAUAAAAGAGGGAAUGAUUCGAUUUAAGGUACUGUCAACCGAAGAAAGGAAGGCAUGGGCUAACAAAGCCAGGGGAGAGCCUACUCACGAGGGAGCCAAAGCAAAGAAGCGAAAACGCGAGGUGGAUGAAAGCCACAGAGCAGAAGACCAGAGGGCACCAGCAGAGGGCAACCAGAACCUGCCUGAAAAGCAAACACCUUUGGCUCUUUCCACAAAUCAGAGACUGUCAGCUUUCGCAUUUAAGCAGGAGUAAAGGAAGAAAGUGACCCUAGAAAAGUAAUGAAUUUUUUUGCUUUUCUUUGCUGAAUCUGGACUUUAAAAAAUCUAUAGGAGACUCAUAUUAUAUAUAUUUUAAAGAGUUAAGGCAACUCUUGUCUUUCUAAGAUAAUGUAGUAAUUAUAUUGGUAUAGGAAACAGGCAUGUGUAAAACUAUCACCUUUGCAGAUCGCUCUGUGAUUGUGAUUACUGAGUGAAGACCACCGCUGUGUCCCGGUGGAAGUCAGUUUGAUUUUAUUUCUUACCUUCAAAAAUCAUCAAAGCCAAGGUCUUAAAGUCUCUGUGUAUUGAUAGCUUCUGGGGGUUUCCUCGUGUGAUUUUUGUCCUGUACAAGAAAGUACCACAAGAGUCUGCUUCCCAAAUGUGUUACCGUAGACUGCCAUCCAUGUCUGUGCUAGACCUUGGGGACCAUGCUUUUAAAUGUAGACCUUAGACAUGUAAAUACACUUGUAGAAGAGACUUUUUCUUUUGUGUGUUUUAGAAAUUUCUUCCUGUAUGGCUUCCAGUUGUGUUGAUACAGUCUGGUUUUUUGUUUUUUGGAUAAAUUAAAACUUUCUUAUUUCUGUA
Messenger RNA from Carlito syrichta (Philippine tarsier), 4026 nucleotides. RefSeq names its product WD repeat and HMG-box DNA binding protein 1 (gene WDHD1). The transcript is spliced from 25 exons. Gene Ontology annotation, molecular function: protein binding; chromatin binding. Lineage: Eukaryota; Metazoa; Chordata; Mammalia; Primates; Tarsiidae. The record is from RefSeq and is a predicted model, not a curated record. Gene Ontology annotation, cellular component: nuclear replication fork. Bases 2 to 3436 code for a protein of 1144 amino acids. Gene Ontology annotation, biological process: mitotic cell cycle; DNA-templated DNA replication; DNA repair.